Knipowitschia caucasica is the source of this 1599-nucleotide messenger RNA. The record is from the annotation of a GenBank genome assembly. NCBI's taxonomy places the organism in Eukaryota, Metazoa, Chordata, Actinopteri, Gobiiformes, Gobiidae.
AUGAACAAGCCAACGUCAGAAAACCUUGGUCUGAUGAUUAAAAGAAAGAAAGUGUGUAAAAGGACAUGUUUGGAUCCAGACUCAGGACACACAGCCCUCCAUGAGGCUGCCCUCAGAGGUCUCCCUGAGGCCUGUGUGCUGCUGCUUCAGGCUGGAGCUGUGGUCAAUGUGUGUGGACCAGGUGGACUCACUCCUCUGCAUCACGCUCUUCAGAACUCACAUCUGCAGGUUCCUCCUCCACACACUCACACACUCACUCCUCUGCAUCACGCCCUUCAGAACUCACAUCUGCAGGUGCCUCCUCCACACACUCACUCCUCUGCAUCACGCCCUUCAGAACUCACAUCUGCAGGUGCCUCCUCCACACACUCACUCCUCUGCAUCACGCCCUUCAGAACUCACAUCUGCAGGUGCCCCCUCCACACACUCACUCCUCUGCAUCACGCCCUUCAGAACUCACAUCUGCAGGUGCCCCCUCCACACACUCACUCCUCUGCAUCACGCCCUUCAGAACUCACAUCUGCAGGUGCCCCCUCCACACACUCACUCCUCUGCAUCACGCCCUUCAGAACUCACAUCUGCAGGUGCCCCCUCCACACACUCACUCCUCUGCAUCACGCCCUUCAGAACUCACAUCUGCAGGUGCCCCUCCACACACUCACUCCUCUGCAUCACGCCCUUCAGAACUCACAUCUGCAGGUGCCCCUCCACACACUCACUCCUCUGCAUCACGCCCUUCAGAACUCACAUCUGCAGGUGCCCCUCCACACACUCACUCCUCUGCAUCACGCCCUUCAGAACUCACAUCUGCAGGUGCCUCCUCCACACACUCACUCCUCUGCAUCACGCCCUUCAGAACUCACAUCUGCAGGUGCCCCUCCACACACUCACUCCUCUGCAUCACGCCCUUCAGAACUCACAUCUGCAGGUGCCUCCUCCACACACUCACUCCUCUGCAUCACGCCCUUCAGAACUCACAUCUGCAGGUCCCUCCUCCACACACUCACUCCUCUGCAUCACGCCCUUCAGAACUCACAUCUGCAGGUGCCCCUCCACACACUCACUCCUCUGCAUCACGCCCUUCAGAACUCACAUCUGCAGGUGCCUCCUCCACACACUCACUCCUCUGCAUCACGCCCUUCAGAACUCACAUCUGCAGGUGCCCCCUCCACACACUCACUCCUCUGCAUCACGCCCUUCAGAACUCACAUCUGCAGGUGCCCCCUCCACACACUCACUCCUCUGCAUCACGCCCUUCAGAACUCACAUCUGCAGGUGCCUCCUCCACACACUCACUCCUCUGCAUCACGCCCUUCAGAACUCACAUCUGCAGGUGCCCUCCACACACUCACUCCUCUGCAUCACGCCCUUCAGAACUCACAUCUGCAGGUGCCCCCUCCACACACUCACUCCUCUGCAUCACGCCCUUCAGAACUCACAUCUGCAGGUGCCCCCUCCACACACUCACUCCUCUGCAUCACGCCCUUCAGAACUCACAUCUGCAGGCCCAGUGGCUCGGAGCACUCUGAGGACUGGACCUUCCAGGCCACGCAGAACUACAGAACUAAUGAAGAGGAACGGACUGAGACUGAGGACUGA